Molecule: messenger RNA, 1449 nt
Organism: Lentinula edodes (shiitake mushroom)
Lineage: Eukaryota; Fungi; Basidiomycota; Agaricomycetes; Agaricales; Omphalotaceae
Product: chitin synthase III catalytic subunit-domain-containing protein
Exons: 5
Coding region: 232-1314 (360 amino acids)
Biological process (GO): protein folding
Cellular component (GO): endoplasmic reticulum membrane
Source: RefSeq, a predicted model, not a curated record
CAUAGAGUUCAUGUUGUCACUUUCUCAGUCUGUACAGCUGGCCAAGUGGGACGAUUGUCACGCACCUGUGACAUUCCAUCAUUUCUCUCACUGUUAGCAACGACGACAACCCUCCUACAUACCCUCUGUCUCGCGGGCAACUCUUACGUUGAGCUUUGUCUCGCCUAAAAUCUUUCUCUUAGUUUCUCAAUACUUUAAUCCACUAUCUCUCCCUAUCUCGGCCAUUGAGGAAUGGGAAUCAAGUUUGGUUCAUUCGACUCUGUAUGCGAAACAGCGGCUCUGGUGAUAUGUCCUCUCGUUGGAACAGACCAAGGUAUUGAGCCGACCUGCUACAGCAGAAAUGUCGACGUUGGAGGCACAUUAAUCUUCCAACCUUCAACAUGUUUCGUUCACAUCGCUGCCAUUAUCAUGACCAUCAUAAUGAUUCUUCACAUACGAAGCAAAUACACCGCAGUCGGUCGGAAGGAGAUCAUCAUGCUGUUUUACAUGUAUCUAGUAAUCUCAUUGCUAGCUAUGUUCUUGGACUCUGGAAUCAUACCCACCGCGAAUGCCGCGUACCCAUGGUUUGCCGCCAUCUACACAGGCCUAAUCGCAUCCGCGUAUUGCUGUCUUCUUAUAAACGCAUUUGUCGGCUUUCAAUUUGCUGAGGACGGCACACCAUUGUCCCUCUGGCUUCUUCGCAUAUCCUGCUUUGUUGUCUGGGGCAUUGGUUUCUUUGUCGGCAUCGCCACUUUCAAACAAUUUGCUUCGUUUUCCUACUCGAAACCUAUUGCUCUCUGGAUCGUAUAUCUUAUCUGGCCGAUAGUUUGCGUCGCUGUCUAUAUCGUCUCUCAACUCAUUCUGGUAUUCCGUACUCUGGAAGAUCGAUGGCCCAUCGGUGACAUUGUUUUUGGUGCAGCAUUUUGGGUUAUCGGCAUGGUGCUCUUGUUCGCUUUCAGUGACACUAUAUGCAACGCUAUCGAACAUUACCUUGACGGCCUCUUCUUCCAAGAGCUUUGUGUACUAUUGGCCAUAAUGAUGGUUUACAAGUACUGGGAUAGUAUAACUCGCGAGGAUCUUGAAUUCUCUGUCGGCUCGAAAGCAGCUGUUUGGGAAGUUAAGGAUCCAUUAUUAUCAGGAUCUGCUGGAUACCCUUCUCGAGGAGACUACUCAGAAGAAGAUGUUGGAAGUAACUACGGUGGUUAUGCGCCUCCACCAGGUUUUAGUAACAACAAAACAGCAUCCCUGGUCGGCGGUGUUAGUGGAGCGCAGCUUUACGAUCGGAAAGGUUAUGGUGCCGGUGGUAGAGGAUAUCCUCCUGCUGGUGGAUACUGAUAUGCCUUGUCCUGAAUUAUAUAUUUCAUGUCGCGACAGCACUGUGCCACGGACGCUAAUACGUACUCGUAAUCAAUACUAUCGUUUCCCCUUAUCUGCGGUUCAUGUACCCGCAUUCAACAUUCGAACAAAGCA